Messenger RNA from Trypanosoma brucei brucei TREU927, 2499 nucleotides. RefSeq lists its product as hypothetical. The transcript has a single exon. The coding region runs from base 1 to 2499 and encodes 832 amino acids. The record is from RefSeq and is a predicted model, not a curated record. NCBI's taxonomy places the organism in Eukaryota, Euglenozoa, Kinetoplastea, Trypanosomatida, Trypanosomatidae.
AUGAGCGACACGGAAUCUAUUCAGUUUAACGAGGUCACAGACAACGAAGAACCAAACGUUUCUGUCGGCUCAAGGGCUAUGCCACAGGGAGUUGAUAAGACUGGUUCUGCUCAGCAGUUUAACAGACCACCACUCCAUGGCGUACUGUCGCCAACAGCACGAAAAGGUCAGAUGUACUCAUCGUCGGCCUCAACGCCGAAAUUUGUGGUGCUGAACGAUGAGGGCGUAGGGGACUCAGACCACACAGAGUCCCUUCAGUUCAAAGAGCUAACAGACGUUGAUUCCCCAAGCACCAGGGGAGAGGCGAAGGCCCUCUCUAGGAGCAUAAGUAACCGCCCUGUUACUCAGGAGUCCAAACGUCCUCCGCUUCACAGUGCAGUUCCACAGGCCUCCCGCAGGAGCCAUGGGCAGUCCUCUGAGGGGACAAGUUUACAUUUCGUUGUCCAUGGUGACGCGGAAGGUGACGACGACUUUGAUGACAGCGAUUCUAUACAGUUUCAUACAGAAGGAGCUUCACGUAACGUAUCUUUUAAAGUGCAGUCCACCACUUCGAUGGCAGAAACCAAACGGGGUGCAUCUGCAGUAAGGGGACAACAGUUGGUGAAUAUGGAGACAGCAGAUGACUCCCUUGUUUUCUUCGUGGAGGACACGCAAUCGUCCAUUGGCAAGAAGAUUAACUCCCAGCGGGAAAACUCGCACGAUGACACCAUUAGCUUUGUGGUUGAAGAUCCAGUAACCGGUGGUGGGGAGGGCACGAGCAGUGCCGAGAAGAGCAUAAGCUUUGUUAUUGCUAGUGCCGAUGAAGCGUCAGAGAAGUCACCUCCAGUGCCGCUGGCCGCUGGUGGAAAACGGAUCUCCACCUCGCCAUCACCGAAGUCCCCUUCAGAGAAAGUGUCGAAGCGUGCCGCCGGGUCUGGGAAUGCACAAAGAAAAUCUAAAAGGACUAGUGUCUCCAAAAAGGCACAAGGCCCAAAGGAAGUAGGGACGGGGUCUGCACGGGCGAACAGUAGAGGCAGUACGCCCCAACACGUCUCUAACGGCGGAGCGGGAGAGGGCGCAACCUUCAACGUGUACAAGGUGGGUGGUAAGCACACUCUAAAUAAGGCUGGAGCUACUGCUCUGCGCCCCGCGGCCGAAGGAGGAUUGGCCCCGCGUACCACAAAUUUGGCCGGGGGGCGGGUCCUGAAUGAAAGGCAAGCCGCGGAAGAUAAUGAGACAAUAGCUAGUUUGGUGCCCAACGCCGCUACACUCCUGCCGCUCCCAUUCCCACAAACGCCGGGACGCAAAGUUUCCUUGAAGGCCCCCGAUGUGGAAGAAAUGGUUCUUCAAGCUAAGGUGCACACGGAGUACUGGCGAAUGUUUAACGACGUCCAGCGGGAAGAAGUGGUGCAACUGACGGAGCGGAUUGUGCGCACACGUGAGGGAGGUACGAACGUUUGGGAGGGAAAGGCUGAAAAAGAGAGGCCGAGUCAAACGAGCAGGCCCCUCUGCUUUUCUGAUCUCUUCAAGAAGACUCGGAAAGAUAGCAACAGGUCGGGGAAUAGGGGAAGAACAAAUGCUGGAGGGGCCCACACGUCGCCGGGUGCAAUGUCGACGGGUUGUGGUCGCUUAACCGAUGAAAAUAAGCCAUCUGCUAACCAUUUGGGGGGCUGCUAUGAAACCGGUAUCGGAACCUUGCGUAUUCCCAGUCCGAACAAACGUCGGUGGCCUCUUACACGCAAGGCGAGGCGGCCGCGACCACCCAAAACGGAAAAAACAGGCAAUUCACGCUUCGAGAAUAUCAGUAAGGAGGUGCGAGAUGACGCAUUGGCAAAGUUUGCCGAGUUGUCCGGCGUCGCUUGGCCUCCGUCGUCGAGAGAUGAGUUGUUCUUCCUUACCGGCGUACGCCUCACGCCAAAGCAGCGCGAACAGUUCUAUGAGUCGAUGCAGCUUUACACUGUAGCAUCGUGGAAGGUAAACAUGAAUGUGUACGCGGCGUGCGAGCAGGAAACAGCCCCUUCCAACGCCCGUGAGGUGAAGCGGAAAGUGAGGGUGACACGCACAACACUCUUGCGGAAGGCUUUCGCGGUAAUGGAUAUCGAAAAAACCGGUGUCAUCAGCGUCGCGCUACUUCCCUCGGUGCGACAGCUUCUUGAGGAGGAACGGCGAAAUCUUCAAGACGCACUGAGUGGCCGUAAAACGCAGGAGGCUUUCCUCACUCGCUCACGAAAUGAGAAGGCCAAACUCAGCGGCAGAGUAAACACAACAGUUUCCCAAAAGAAGACGGAAGGUGAUGACGAUGUGAAAGCCGUUAGUGCACUGCGUAUUUAUAGACUUGUACUGGACGUACUCCUCCCGCUCCUCGGUGCCUCAGGCUUGCUGACAUUCGACUUCACAACGGUGGGGUUACUUGUGUUUGGCACGUUGGGCCUAUCCACAGCGGGUGCCAGUCCGAGUUUUCUGAAAUGGCGGGAGGCCACCCUCCGCUGUUUUGAUUCUCUACUGAAACACCCCGUGUAG